Molecule: messenger RNA, 321 nt
Organism: Gongylonema pulchrum
Lineage: Eukaryota; Metazoa; Nematoda; Chromadorea; Rhabditida; Gongylonematidae
Source: the annotation of a GenBank genome assembly
AUGGAAGCAGCGAUCAAGAGGGAGCUGGGCCUGAAGAAGCUGGAGCCAUUCGGUGGCGCAGCCGGUGGAUGUAUCAGCCGAGGAGGCGGCUAUCACACCGAUCAACUCGGCGAUCUCUUCAUCAAGUUCAACGAUCGUGAAAACGUAACUCUUUUUUUUUAUAGUAUAUCCGACGGUGGCCGUCAUUGCUUAGUCACCGAAUAUAUUGAUAUGCAUGGUCCUUCGAAACCGUCGCAACUCGGUAGAGAUUUGGCGAGGUACAGUAUUUCCUUUUUAUGUGUUUUUUUUUUGCAUCUAUGCAACGCAGAAAACUCAUAUUGA